Molecule: messenger RNA, 1839 nt
Organism: Lonchura striata (white-rumped munia)
Lineage: Eukaryota; Metazoa; Chordata; Aves; Passeriformes; Estrildidae
Biological process (GO): antibiotic biosynthetic process
Molecular function (GO): 3-dehydroquinate synthase activity
Source: RefSeq, a predicted model, not a curated record
AUGCUGGUGACAGAAGAGGCGUGUGCUGCAGCAGUCCCAGGAGCCACCAUGCCCCAGGAGCCCCGGCAGACGGAUUUCCAGCUGGUGCGAGUCAGGAGCACGUGGUGCCGCAUCAAGAAAGGAGAAGCCCUUUCCAGCGACGAGGAUGAGAUCACUCUCUCUGAGGCAAAAAUAGGUGAGUGCAUCUCCGAAGGUGGGAUUUCCUGGAUAAUUGAAGCUCCCAUCUAUUUUUGCUACAAAGUGGUAGAAACGUACAACAUUCUGGAUCCCUCCAACACCACUCUGCUCUGGGGUCACAUCACUGACCCCCAGCAAAUAGAGCUCGCCAUGGCCAGCAAGAGGAAACUGCGGCGCUUUAUCGUCAUAGACGAAGUCGUCGACAAACUUUACGGCUCCAAAGUCAGAGAGUACUUUGAAGAGAACAACGUCCAGCACAAAAUCCUCGCCCUGCCAACCACUGAGGAAACAAAAUCCAUGGACUUGGUGCUGAACAUCUUGCAUGAGGUCCAGAACUUCAGCCUGGACCGGCGGACGGAGCCCAUCAUCGCCAUCGGCGGGGGCGUGUGCCUGGACAUCGUCGGCCUCGCCGCGUCGCUCUACAGGAGACGCACCCCCUACAUCCGGGUCCCCACCACCCUCCUCUCCUACGUGGAUGCCAGCGUGGGGGCCAAGAACGGGGUGAACUUUCUGCAGUGUAAGAACAAGCUCGGGGGCUACACCCCGCCCGCGGCGAGUUUCCUGGAUAGAUCCUUCAUCCAGAGCAUCCCUCGGCGGCACAUCUCCAAUGGCCUCGGGGAAAUUUUAAAGAUGGCCCUCAUGAAACACAAAGGGCUGUUUGACCUGCUCAAGAGCCAUGGAAAAUACCUACUGGACACUAAGUUCCAGUCUUGCAACAGCUUUGCUCACCACGGGGAUGCUGCACUGCAGACUACCAGGAUUGCCAUUGAAACCAUGCUGGAAGAGCUGGCUCCCAACCUCUGGGAGGAUGAUCUGGACAGACUGGUUGAUUUUGGCCACCUUAUUAGCCCAGAGCUGGAAAUGAGGGUUUUGCCGUCGCUGAUGCACGGGGAAGCCGUGAACGUCGACAUGGCAUUCAUGACGUACGUGGCCCACGCGCGCGGGCUCCUGCGCGCCGAGGAGAAGGAGCAGAUCCUGCAGUGCAUGCGGGGCCUGGAGCUGCCGGUCUGGCACAGCGGCUGCAGCUGGGCCCUGAUCCAGAGAGCCCUGCGGGAGCGCCUCAAGCACAGCGGGGGACAGCCGAGGAUGCCGCUGCCCACCGGCCUCGGCGUGGCAGACAUAUUCAAUGACACCAGUGAAGAGACUCUGGAAAGAGCAUACAAGCUGUGGGUCAAGGACUGCAAGAUGGGGCUGGAGGAAGAGCUGCAAGCCCAAGUUGAUGGUCCUGCCCCAGGCCUGAGCUGUUUGCCCCAGUAAGGUAGUGGGCAGAACUGAAGUUUGAACAGGAUGAAUGCAGAAGCACCUGUGACACUGCAUACACUCCAGAGCUGCGUGGAACAAGCAGAAUAUUGGCGUCUGACAUGAUUUGCCUUUUUCAAUUGCUUUGUUUGAAUGGGAAUCUAUUAUUACUCAAGAAGGGAUUGCUCACAAGUGAAACCACUGAGUGCCAGUAGUGUAGUUCAUAGCAAAUGGUCUUCUUUCAGGGAGAGUGAGCAGGAUUAUUCAUUUAUUUAGUUAAUCCAAGUUGGUAACUGCCAUGGCCCUUGCCACUGGUAUCCCACCAUUGCUUGUGCCUGGAGCCCUGACACAAGCAGGUGUAGCUGGCUCAUAGACCAUGAUAUGGCACCAGGCAAAAUUUCUAUGCUAUAUAAAAUAUUUCAA